AUAAAUCUGAAGACUAGGCUGUAUGAGCAUUGUUUCUUUUGCCUUCCCUGAAAAGGCAGAUCGUUAAAAAAUGUGAGGACUGAGGUUAUUUUCACGAUAUUUACCUGAGAUUUACGUAAUCGGUUUUAGUAUCAACUGGACUAGUUUAACUGAUUUCACCAUAAAAAUGUUGGGACGCCUGGGGAAAAAGCAACUUGAAAUUGCCACCGCUUUCUGUACAUCAGCUGCUGGAUUUGGAGGUGCUGCGUUUGUAUCUCUUCUGUACGUGACCGACUGGAAGGUGUUCGUCACAUAUAUCCCGUUCUAUUCAGGCAAAUUCCCCGAAAGUGAAAAUGAAAAGUGAAGCAGAGGAUAUACUCUUACUGAAUUUAAGUAGCAAGUAAAAUAUGUGUAAUUACAGAUGUGAUUAUAAGCCCUAAACGAGCAGC
Molecule: messenger RNA, 428 nt
Organism: Chilo suppressalis (striped riceborer)
Lineage: Eukaryota; Metazoa; Arthropoda; Insecta; Lepidoptera; Crambidae
Source: the annotation of a GenBank genome assembly